AUGGAGGGAGGGGACUCACGCAGCCUCACCGAGCCGCCAUUCAUCGCUAGAGUGAGCGUCUCCAUCAAGAGGAAAUGGCAGCACUUGCUGGACAAGAGUACCAUUUACGUGUACGGGCGCUGGAGUUUGACCAUCGGUCUCUUGAUGCUGUACAUCGUGCGCGUGCUCUACUUGAACGCUUUUCACAUUGUCACGUACGGCUUGGGCAUCUACUUGUUGAAUCUCUUUAUCGGGUUUCUGUCGCCCCAGGUCGACACGGAGAACGACGGUCCACUGCUGCCGCAUAAACAGAGCGAGGAGUUCCGUCCCUUUACGCGCCGCGUGCCCGAGUUCCAGUUCUGGUAUUCGGCUUUCAAGGCCACGACUGUGUCGCUGCUCAUGACGCUGAGCGACGCCUUUAACGUGCCGGUGUUCUGGCCCAUCCUGUUGGUUUACUUCGUUAUGCUCUUUACAUUUACGAUGAAGCGUCAGAUCAAGCACAUGUGGAAGCACAACUACGUACCGUGGGACCACGGCAAGCAGGUUUACAAGGGCAAGAAGAACGCGAAAUAG
Peronospora matthiolae is the source of this 552-nucleotide messenger RNA. The record is from the annotation of a GenBank genome assembly. Lineage: Eukaryota; Oomycota; Peronosporomycetes; Peronosporales; Peronosporaceae.